AGUUGUUAUCACCUAACGUCCAACUUCCAAGUCUUGGAUUCGGUGUACAAUUUCAUACUUGAUUUUAUUAAAUUAUAAUCACAAAAAGCAAGCAAAAGGUUUCAUUUAAAAUUUAAAACAAGUGUUGUAUACAUAUAUUGUUGACUAGCAAUGACAACGAAGGUUGUGAAAUAUGUUGGACGUACAACUGAUUUUAAAGGCAAGACAUUAUGGGAAAUAGUUGGAAGUCUUAAAAAUUUUGGUGUAGGAAGGCUGAUAGUUCGUCAAAUGUUUCAAAGAUAUCCUGAACCGACGUACAUGAAAAUUGUUAAAGUAGAAACAUGUCCUGAUGAAGAACGUCGCAGAGUCCGUGUUUGGGUAGAAAAAACAUUUAGAGGUAGGAAAUUGCCGCAGAUAGCAGAGAUCUACCGUACGUCAUAUAAACCUGACUAUCAACUUAUCUCUAAGGAUGAUGAGAGCAAAUUCUUAGAGUCUACUAGCAGUAAGCACAACCUGUCUGAAGUUGUUUUGCCCAAUAGUAUUGAAAUGCCACCAUUAAUGAAAAGAUUUAUUGUCAGAGAUCAUGAGAAGAAGGGAUUAGAGACACUGAAGGAGUUUGUUAUGCCGCUUAGCUACAAGUCGAGUCCGAACAGAGUGAAGAGGAUAGCCAAAGGUGAUGAAAAGCCAACAGUACAGUUCACUAUGGGGUUGGGAAAGCCUGCUAGUCCAUCUCUGUAUGAAGGUGUUCCCCUCGACCAAUAGAUAUCAUAUAAAUGAUGUUAUAAUAUGUUUUUUUUUGUUAAAAACUUUUAUAAUUAGUGAAAUUGAAAUACCAUAUGAUUUCAAUGAUAUAAUUAUACUUUUAAUUCUAUAUUUAAAAGUGUCAUUAACUUUUUGGCUAACAUGUAUCAUCAUUAAUCAUUAUGUUAUACUAAAAUUUGUUAAACUAAAAGUUUUUAAACAAAUGAAGCCAUACAAUAAUAAUUAAUUACAUACAAUCUAGAAGUAAUAUUUUAUAAAGUAGGUUAU
This is a messenger RNA of Colias croceus (clouded yellow), 1008 nucleotides long. RefSeq lists its product as uncharacterized. Gene Ontology annotation, cellular component: mitochondrion; mitochondrial small ribosomal subunit. Bases 151 to 741 code for a protein of 196 amino acids. Lineage: Eukaryota; Metazoa; Arthropoda; Insecta; Lepidoptera; Pieridae. The record is from RefSeq and is a predicted model, not a curated record. The transcript has 3 exons. Gene Ontology annotation, biological process: mitochondrial translation. Gene Ontology annotation, molecular function: structural constituent of ribosome.